AUGAAUAAUAUUCAAGCUAGUAAGAAGAAAGUACUCACCAAUAGUGAACACGAACAGUUGACGAAUGGAUCGAUAUGUAUCAGUCCGAAGAAAUGUAUCAUAUAUUUUAAGCUUGGUCAUACAUAUAUGCAAACAAUAAAAUUAUUGAACAUGACUGAUUUGCCACAAACCAUUAAAAUAAAACCUUUGAAUUAUAAAAUAUUCAAAUUCCCCAAUCUAACUACCGUGUCAAUUCUUCCCAAAAGAUCUUGGAAUUUGCAGUUUACUUUCAUAACUUAUUUAAAUAAAGAGUUCAAAAGCUUUUUACAUUUAAAAAAUCCUACUGGUCAAGGAGACUUUGCUAUAGAAUUACGGGCAAUUCCAAAAAUGAGUUCCUGUUUUCCAAAGACCAUUGAUUUUGGAAACGUAAAUAUAGGAAUGAGCGUUACGAGGAAGUUGAGUCUGGCUCCUAAAUCAAAACCUUAUCAGUUUCGCAUAUUUAUCCCACACGGUUUAAAGAGCUUAUGUGUAAAUCCGACUUGUGGUGAAGUAUUUUGUGAUUAUCCAACAAACGUCACAAUCGUUUACACGCCUCAAUCGUAUAUUACUUUGUGUAUUGAUUUAGUACUGUACCUCACGGAAUUUAAUCAAAAACCACAAGUUAUUACUUUGACUGCAGUUACAAAACCUAAGACUUUCUGUAUUACAAAUAUAAAAAUGGAUGAAACAAUUAAAAAAGAAAAACAUUUACAUUUGUUUCAUAAAACACAUUCAGACAAGGCAGAAAAGGAUAUUAAGGUUUUUAACCGUCUGACACUGAAUAAAAUGUUGAAUGAUAAACCAUCUAUAUUGGAAGACGACUCGUAUAAAUGGCUUAAUCCUUUUGGCGAGUUAGACAAAGUAUAUCGAGAUACGUACGUAAAAUACUACAGCGAUUUUAUGGUAAGUGCAAAACGUUUCGACGAUGAACAUAAGAAAGAUUGCUUUGAAAUAUCUCGAAAUGAACUAAACAGCAACUACGAACAGCAAAAAUCUGUUUACGACAAGCGAAUAACUGAAUGGGAAACUUACAAGGACAAAUUGUAUUCAUAUAAAGUCAUAUCACUUGGUAACCAAUUUAAACCAUUGGGAUUUCGUGAAAGAAGCAUUCGAACAAAUUAUAUUGAUACAAAUGAAUUCGAUUUUGAUCCAAAUCUCGAUGAUAACUGGUGUAUACGAUAUCAAAUAUACAACAGAUUCAUUAAUGGUGUCAAAAUAAUUAUAGUUAAAAAUCGUUUAGAAAAGAGACUAAAUCUUUUCAAAGUAUUAAUAGCUAAUGACAUAAUAAAUAUGUUGUGA
Messenger RNA from Diuraphis noxia (Russian wheat aphid), 1317 nucleotides. RefSeq lists its product as uncharacterized. Lineage: Eukaryota; Metazoa; Arthropoda; Insecta; Hemiptera; Aphididae. Gene Ontology annotation, biological process: cilium movement; motile cilium assembly. The record is from RefSeq and is a predicted model, not a curated record. Gene Ontology annotation, cellular component: 9+2 motile cilium.